UACAGCGUACGCUUUUGCCGCGGAGUCCUACUCGGUCUAUUUACUUUAUUUUAAACGCAGAGAGGAAACAAGAUGGCGGCGGCUGCGCCUGGAACGCUUUCCCUUCAGGGGUUGAAACACAUCUCGCGAGAGGUCCCUCUUCGCAGUCCCAGAUGUUUAACGGGGAGAUGAGGAGCAGCGCGGUGCUCUCCGCAGCGGAGGCACGCAAUGUGAUGCGCAGCUCCAGUAUCAGCGGGGAGAUGUACAACAUGGAGAAGAGCAACGGGAGCCCGCCCGACGCGGCCGGUAUCUCCACCAAUAAGAAGAGGCGCUCCAGCCUGGGCGCCAAGAUGGUGGCCAUCGUGGGGCUGUCCCAGUGGAGCAAGAGCACGCUGCAGCUCAACCAGGCCGACGGAGGCACAAAGAAGCUCCGCAGCAACAUCCGCAGGAGCACGGAGACGGGCAUCGCCGUGGAGAUGAGGAGCCGAGUCACCCGGCAAGGCAGCAGGGAGUCGACUGACGGCAGCACCAACAGCAACAGCUCGGAGGGCACGUUCAUAUUCCCUACAACACGCCUGGGAGCGGAGAGCCAGUUCAGUGACUUCCUGGACGGUCUCGGCCCCGCCCAGAUCGUCGGCCGACAGACGUUAGCCACGUAUCCAAUGGGCGAUGUCCAUGUUGGGAUGGUGGACAGGAAUGGACAGCUGGAGGUGGAGGUCAUUCAGGCCCGCGGUCUCACCCCGAAACCAGGCUCCAAAUCAAUUCCAGCUGCCUAUGUCAAGGUGUAUGUGCUGGAGAACGGAGCCUGUUUGGUGAAGAAGAAAACCAAGCUGGCCAAGAAAACCCUGGACCCCGUCUACCAGCAGACUCUUCAGUUUGACGAGAGUCCUCAAGGAAAAGUGUUACAGGUGAUUGUGUGGGGGGAUUACGGCCGGAUGGACCACAAGUGCUUCAUGGGGAUGGCUCAGAUCCUGCUGGAAGAGCUGGACCUGUCCAGCAUGGUGAGUGGCUGGUACAAGCUGUUCCCCACCUCCUCCCUGGCUGACUCCACCAUCGGGCCCCUGACCCGCCGCCUGUCCCAGUCCUCCCUGGAGAGCUCUACCAGCCCCUCCUGCACCUAGAGACCCUCGCGGGGGGCCGAAUCGGGGGGGCCACUGUGCAGACCACCUCCUCCAGGGGAGAGAGGAUCUCUGCUCAACCAACGCCAACCACAACAGAAACAGUGUGUCUGACUGUAUGUGGCUCUUUUCUCUAUGUUUGUGUCCAUGUAUAUAUAAAGCACAAUGGGUCUCAUCUCAAUCUGAAGCGCAGAACCCAAGGCAACAGAUGCUUUAUAUAUACUGCAUAUAUAUAUAUAUAUAUAUAUAUAUAUAUAUAUAUAUAUAUAUUUACAGUAUGCAUAUACAUAUACAUAUCUAUUUUUGUAUAUAGUGUUUAUUCAGUAUAUAAAUCUAUAUAUAUGUGCUCUCUAUAUAUAGUUUUUUAUAUACUGUAUAUGGUAAAUAUGUAUAUGAGCUAUAUGCAUGUAUAUGUAAAAAAAACAUUGGAAAAGAAUUACAUGGAUUUACACCAAAGCAGAAGUAUAGCUGGUUUUUAAAAAGGGGGCUUGACAAUGGUUUUGAAGCUGCCCAUGCUAAUGUUUAAAAGAGGA
Messenger RNA from Acipenser ruthenus (sterlet), 1630 nucleotides. Its product is annotated as regulating synaptic membrane exocytosis protein 3-like. The transcript is spliced from 7 exons. Gene Ontology annotation, cellular component: presynaptic membrane; cytoskeleton of presynaptic active zone. Gene Ontology annotation, biological process: positive regulation of synaptic transmission; calcium ion-regulated exocytosis of neurotransmitter; regulation of synaptic plasticity. Bases 153 to 1100 code for a protein of 315 amino acids. Lineage: Eukaryota; Metazoa; Chordata; Actinopteri; Acipenseriformes; Acipenseridae. Gene Ontology annotation, molecular function: transmembrane transporter binding; small GTPase binding. The record is from RefSeq and is a predicted model, not a curated record.